CUUGUUGAGUCAAAAGGUCUUGUUUCGCUCACAUUCACAUAUUCAACGGUGGUGAAGUGGGCAUUCUUCACUCGCGAACCUCAUUUUGGUGCACUAGGACGCAGUUCACGUUAUCUGGCGCAUCUGAAGAUCACUUCAGUAGUGUCGUACCGAAGUCAUGAAGUUACUCUGUCAUUCUAACCACCGACGGUGAACACAUCUUUCUUUCAGCUUCCCCUUUUCAACUGUGUUCUGGGACUAUCAUUUCACUGAAAAGCAAUAUGAGUUUCCUCGAUUCCGUACUCUCGUCCAUCGAGACGGGAAAGCCGUCCUCAGUUUCGCCAGCAACGACCCCCCGACCCCCCGCAUCCCCCAUUCCAUCUUCAACCGCCAAGUCCGAAGUCCGCAAACCUAGCACGGGGAUUCGCGAUAUUCCUGAGCGGAAAAAUGUCGCAGCAGGGACGAAGCGAAAGGCUGAGGAGCAGCUGCGCCGUCCAUCGAACCCGAAUACUCAGUUACCUGGAAGGACAGCCGUACCAAAAACAAAUACCCAAUUACCUGGGAGGCCAGCUGCGUCAAAGCCCGCCACUACAUCUACAGCGGCUUCCAAAGCCCGUUUGAACCCGGCUUCUGGUGCGGCAAAACCUACAUCUGGCAGCAGUGGAUCAACGGCCCAGAAACCUGCAGCGGUAUCCUCGAAGCCUCCUCCUAAAGGAUCUUACGCAGAUCUUAUGGCGAAGGCAAAAUCAUUGCAAGAUAAAGCACCGACACAGGUUGGCAUGUUCAAGCAUCAUCAAUCUACUCCCAGAGAAAAGCUCAGCAAGGCGGAACGCAAAAAGCGAGCGACGGAAGCUCUGGCAAAGGAAAAGAAUUCACGUUCCGGAAAAAAGGCCGCAACCCCUGCUGGUGCAGCAGGCGCAAAAGCUGGCGAUGGAAAACCCAUCAGAAAACGAGAACCAGAGGAACUUUCUUAUAAGGGCACUGCAAGACCGUCGCAGCCUCUGUCCGGAUACCGAGGAACGGCCGGUAUACCCAGCCGGCGUAAUCCGAAUGAUAAAGCACAGUCUCGCGCUGGCAAACGGAGAGUGGACGAAUAUCUUGCAACAGACGAAGAGGACGAAGGGGAUUAUGCGGACGACUACGACGACUACUAUUCGGAAUCAUCUGAUAUGGAAGCUGGCUUGGAUGAUGUGGAGCAGGAAGAAGCAUCAGCACUUAAAUUUGCCAGGAAAGAAGAUGAAGAAGAAUGGUUGGCAGAGCAAAAGGCUAAGCAAGAGAAGCUGGAACGCCGUAAAAAGCUGUCUGCAUUGGCAUCCAGGAGUAGAUGAUUCACUACUUUUUAUCUCUACUCGAGUUAUGACAUGACUCGAUUCCUUUCCUCGACAUUUUUUUUUAUUUUUUUGAACGCACAGCAUCAGCGAGGAAUACCCGUUGGGUCCAUUACAUACCAGUUUGCUUCUAUUACCAUUCGGUCAUUGUAUCUCCUUGAGUUUUUGCUUAACUUCUUUCCUUUUUUUUUUUUUUUU
Messenger RNA from Aspergillus wentii DTO 134E9, 1505 nucleotides. RefSeq lists its product as uncharacterized. The transcript is spliced from 2 exons. The record is from RefSeq and is a predicted model, not a curated record. The coding region runs from base 261 to 1307 and encodes 348 amino acids. NCBI's taxonomy places the organism in Eukaryota, Fungi, Ascomycota, Eurotiomycetes, Eurotiales, Aspergillaceae.